CCAUCCUAUCGUUUUGCAUUUUGCUCUCGACUUUACGCCUACUCUCAUAUCCACUCGUUGACUCGUUCCGAUCCCGACUAAAACAUGAAGUUCACCCUCAUCUUCGCCUCUCUUCUCGUCUCCGUCUCCGCGCGUCCUUUCCGUCGGGACGUCGAUUCGAGCUUGAUCCCCGAGUUUGGAGCCACCGCUGGUGUUAACCCUGAUGGUACUGGCAACUGCGAUGGCGCUGUGACCGGCUCAGAUGGGAAACCCGUUCAAGUCCCUUGCACCUGCCCUCCCGACCGCGAUCUCUUUAUCGCUGACCUUAACGCAAACGUAGCAGCCGGUCACUGCGUCAAUAAUACCGUCGUCGCCGCUACCUUCCCCACCGACGAUUCUCAAGCCUCCCAAGAAGCACGCAUCAACACCGCGCUCGUCACCUUGCAAAACUUAUUCGGAGCCGGAGUUGGCUGUCCCGCCAGUUCGACGACGUUCUUGGCCCAGCUGAAGGCUGUCCAAGACGGGGCAUCAACUUCGUCUGCUGCUGGCACUUCUUCCUCCUCGUCAGCCGUAGCAGGUAACUCUACGUCUUCCACGUCUGCUGCUGGCACUUCUUCCUCCUCGUCAGCUGUAGCAGGUAACUCUACGUCUUCCACGGCUUCUGCGAAGGCCUCAUCCAAAGUCUCUUCGGCUGCCGCCACCGCCACAAACCCGACUGUGGCGUCUUCUACCUCCGCCGCCGCUUCGAGUGCAGCCGCCGUAGCUGCGCCGUCUUCUUCCUCUACCGCCAGUGCCUCUGAGGUGGCGUCGCUUGCUCCCGAUCUUGGUGCGACCGCGGGUAACAACCCUGAUGGAACUGGAAACUGUGACGGCGCGGUCGAUGGCACAGAUGGAAAGCCGAUCCUGGUUCCCUGUUCUUGCCCGCCUGACAACGCGACCUACAUCGCCUCGCUCCAGGCGAACGUAGCCGCGGGCUUCGCAGUUAACAACACCGCCGUCGCCGUUCAGUUCCCUACGGACGAUUCGAGCGCGUCGCUUGCUACGAGGAUCAACGCUGCGUUGGUGACGUUGCAGAACCUGGAGGGGUCGGGCAAGGGAUGUCCGGCGAGUUCGACGACUUUGCUGGCCCAACUGAAGUCCGCUCAGUCCGCUGCGUAAAGGGUUCUAGACGACUUUGCGACCUCCUUUCAAUACCCCCCUCGCACGGGCCACACAUACACGGGACACCAUCAUAUCACCACACACGAAUACCAACACACGAGGGUCUCUACAUCCACUUCAUCAUUCAACAUUCGGGUUUCGGUUCUUUCUCGAGUCAAGCUCGU
Messenger RNA from Stereum hirsutum FP-91666 SS1, 1304 nucleotides. RefSeq lists its product as uncharacterized. The transcript is spliced from 5 exons. The coding region runs from base 85 to 1137 and encodes 350 amino acids. The record is from RefSeq and is a predicted model, not a curated record. Lineage: Eukaryota; Fungi; Basidiomycota; Agaricomycetes; Russulales; Stereaceae.